CGGUAGGGAGGCAUCGCGAAGAUAGCGACGAGGCUGCAGCGUGUGUGUUUGCGAGGAAGAGAGAGGGAGGGAGACGAGGGAGACAAAGAACCGGAGACGCAUUUGCCUUCAGUCUGGACAGGAAGACAAGCAACACCACGCGCGGGAGCCCCGCCGCGUCUUCUCUUGUGUGAAGACCUACCAAGAAGGGGGCGGCCUCUUUGGCUUUUUUGGUAGCGGUUACAUCUGUUGCGGACAGACUUGAGCGUGCCAAUGGCUGACGACGCGGGCGUGACUGCUCCGGCAGUGGCAGACGGCGGCUUGCCGACGGCGGCGGUCGAUGACGCUCCGCCGCCCCUGGAGGAGGAGAAUAAUGCUGCGAAUGGUAGCGACGGCGCUGAAGCAGCAGCGGCGGCAGCGGCAGCCGCCGGGGCCGUGACGGUUAACAUCAAGACUCUGAACGGCCCCGACUUCGAGCUGGCCGUUGCCCGCGAUGAGCUGGUGUCGGAGCUCAAGACCAAGGUCCGGCAGCAGACCAACGUGGAUGAGGUUGCGCAAGAUAUCACGCCCCCUAUACCGGUUUUCGAAGCUUGAUCAUUCGGCACGAAAUCCAGCGACGGUGACGAAAAUGGCGGCGUUGGAACCGCUGCGUUCAAGAGCUUUCCGAAAAACAUCAAUUGGUUUCGGCAUCCUCUUCGUCGUGGAGAAAUCGAGCUUUGAAAUCGGUCCGGGGUGUGUGAUAUCUUACGCACCCUACGGCACAUGCCCCGUCGACUUUGCCAAGCGCUUGCGUUAUGGAGGUCUUGAGACAAUACUAAUUUACGGAAACAGCCGGCGCCUGCGACCCAGGGCACGGAACAACCCCGACACGCAGCCAUGGUUGCAGUUCGCUGACGACGCAAUGCCACAAGAUAGUGUCGGUUCCUAAAAUCUGCUGUUUUUAUUUGUACCACAACUCCGAGACAACGCCAUGGGUACAAUUAUCUGACACAAUAUCAGAAGGGAAUCCCGUUGUUUCUCAACGCCGAACGUUUUUUUUUAUGUGCCCCAUGAACUCCAAGAUAAAGUUACGGUUACGAUUCGCUGACGCCGUGUCUGAAGGGAACCUCGGUGUUCCUCUACGUGCAGAAGGUGCUUUUUUUGUUGUCCCUGUAACUCCGU
Messenger RNA from Ectocarpus sp. CCAP 1310/34, 1140 nucleotides. The record is from the annotation of a GenBank genome assembly. NCBI's taxonomy places the organism in Eukaryota, Phaeophyceae, Ectocarpales, Ectocarpaceae.